Messenger RNA from Alosa sapidissima (American shad), 8111 nucleotides. Its product is annotated as protein FAM171A2. The record is from RefSeq and is a predicted model, not a curated record. NCBI's taxonomy places the organism in Eukaryota, Metazoa, Chordata, Actinopteri, Clupeiformes, Clupeidae. Bases 823 to 3201 code for a protein of 792 amino acids. The transcript is spliced from 9 exons.
GUUUGACUGGCAAAAGAGACCUCGCAAGUGCCAUAUCCCAGUGUGAGACUACCGCUAUUAUUUCAGUGUGAGACUACUGACCUCUAGUGACCAUUAUCCUGUACGACAACGGCGAAUCACGUCUUCGGACUGUGAUAUUUGACUAAAUAGGCCGUCCCUUUACUUCAAGGAGUUAUUAUAAGCAACACAGAUUGAUUCAAGACUUUUUCUCACUCGCCGCACAUUAGAAUGAGAAAUUCAACGUACUUAUGUGACUUAUACAUUUCGGAUGAGUUCUAGUGGGGACAUGAUAAAUACCUUAUCUUGAGAACGGUACAGACGUCGCCAGCAGAGGGCGCUCUGUCUUUCUCUUCGUGCAGACAAUGCGAUGGUAAGCAGAAUUGAGAGGCAACAGCAUCCAAGGCAGAGGGCGUCGGAGAAGGGAAGAUGCGGGUCGCCAAUAGCAACAACCAUCUUUGAAAAAAAGGGAAAGAAAAAAAAUGGAUGAUACGUUAUGGAAGCCAGUCUGGAUAUAGGGAUGUAGCUUACAGGAUGACGCCGCCUUGCAGCUGUCGUUUUCUCGCCUUUCUUUUGUACUUCUACGUGCGGGGAAUAUCCAGUAAAUCCAUCGCGGAACAUGGAGCACUGGGAUCGUGGACUUCAGUGGGUACGUGGUCGAUACGGAAGGCAUUGUCUGUUGAUCUCGUUCUUUGAUGCAAUAAAGAGGUUCAGGUCAGAGUUCAAGUCUUUGACAGCAGUGACCUUUCACCCCUGUCGCACGCCUUCAUCAAGGUCCACGGCAACCAAAGCGUCCUGGCUUCCAGCGAGGCAGGAAGUGAUGGCAUGCUCGUGGUCAACUUCCUUUACCGGCCGGGCACCUUGGUGAUCAUCACAGCCUCCAAACAGGAUUACAUCACCAACUCCGUGCCCUGGCAUGCCAACCGCAUCCCUUUGUAUGCAUCUGUCAGUCUGUACCUGCUGACUGAGAGGCCAGGCACCCUCAUCCUCUAUGAUGACAUCAUUCAGGUGUUUCGUGGUUCCCCAGGGGUGAGAAACCAGCCUCGGGUCCAGCUGCAGAGGCGAUCGCUGACGCUCAACUCCUCCUACGCCGACGUGUCGGCAGUCCUCACCACCACCAUGGCGCAUGACGAGCUGGCCAGCUUCCCUUACCUGCUGGGGGUGGAGGUCAACAGCACAGGAGGGGAGAGUGGCUGGAUGGAGCUGACGGCGGUGGCAGCGGUGAGCGCCCAGCUGUUUGACCGCGAGGGCCGAGCCGUGCCGGUCACAGAGUCGUUCCACAUGUCCAUCCCGCUGCCCUCCGACUCACGCCUCCGCAGCCCCACCAGCAUACCUGUGUGGGUCUACCACAGCACGACAGGUGUGUGGCUGAGGAAUGGGACAGGCUACAUUAAGAGAGAGGGUUCCCAGCUCACCUGGGAGUUCAUGGCCUCCAAGCUGGGAUACUGGGUGGCGGCUUUCCCCUCUACUGCAGGGUCCGGCCUGGGUCACCCGGGACUGCGGGACAUCACGGCCUACCACACGCUCUUCCUGCUGUCCAUCCUGGCCUCGCUGGCCCUGCUCGUGCUCGUCCUGCUCUGUGUGCUCCUCUACUACUGCAGGAGGCGUUGUCUGAAGCCGCGUCGUCAGCAGGGGAAACUCCAGAGCUCUGCGGCUCUGAACGGCUCGAGGCGAGACCAGGGCACGUCCAUGUCCCGCCUCAACCUCAUCUGCGGCGGGCACGCCGAGCCAGGCACGUCCAGUGGCGACCAGGACGCUAUCCGGUCCGACGCGUCGCCCUCCAGAGACCACAAGAGCGCCCGUGACGAGUUCUCCAAGCACGUGCCAGCGCACAAGCUGCGCCACUCCAAGAGCAAGGGCCCCAAGGGGGGGGCGAAGGGCGAGAGCUUCCCCAUGAAGGUGCACCGCGCCACGGAGACCGUCUCGCUGGAGCCCCCCGUCAUCCGCGAUGAGUACGGACGCGUCUACGCAGCCGGCGAAGACAAAGACGCGGAAUACCACCGGAGAAACGUCGCCAACGACAACCGCGGGUACACCUCGGAGCCGCCGUCUCCGCCGCCCGACAAGCCUCCGGAAUAUUCCCAGCUGUCCCAGGCGGCCGACCACCUGGCCCGACCCACCUCCCUGAACACCCAGCCGGGCCAGAUCAUCUUCUGCAGCUCGCUGGACCAGAUGAAGGAGAACAUCUACCGCAGCAUGGUCCCCACGCUGGUCAUCCCGGCCCACUACAUGCGCCUGUCGUCCGAGUUCGGCUCGGGAGAAGCGGGCAAAGAUGGUCAGCCCGCGUCGGAGCGGGACAAGGAUGCGCAGGGAGGAGCCAGCGGCGGGGGCCACCAGGGUCAAGGGUCGCAUCAGCAGGCCCAGCAGGGAGGCUCGUCGUCACCGGACGACUCGGAGGGCAGCAGCUGGGCGUCCACGGGGCCGGGCGGCUCGGUCCACAUCCCGGUGCUGUUCAACGACUCCACCAUGGCACAGAUGAACGGCGAGCUGCAGGCGCUGACGGAGAAGAAGCUUCUGGAGCUCGGCGUGAAGCAGCACCCGCGCGCCUGGUUCAUCUCGCUGGACGGCCGCGCCAACGCCCACGUGCGCCACUCCUACAUCGACGUGGGCUCCGCCGACCUCGCCGGACACCACGUCAUGGGGCACGCGUCCUCGCACUCCACGCCCACCACCCUCUCCACGUCCACCCACAACACGCAGCCCAGCAGCAGCAGCAAGGACUGCAGCCCCGACACCCUCUCCCAGGAGAGCCAGGACCGCAAGCCCCUCUCCUCCGCCGCCUACUCGUCCGCCCAGCGCAAGAGCAAGGACAGCGGGAGGGACGAGCGCUCGGGCACCGGGCAUCGCAAGGGUCACGGCAGCAGCGGCGGCGUCGGCGGGGGCGGGGUCAAGCCCUACUCCAAACUGGCCUAUCAAGACGCCCUGGAGCUGAGUGGGGGUGUGGCCCGCAUGGGGGCCAGCUCUCCGCUGGAGAACCCGCUGACGCCGCUGCUGGACGAGGGCCCGGACGAUCCCCGGGGGUCACCUGUCGCCCGUAAAGGUCGCAGCCGUGGCAACAGCUCGCGCAGCAGCAACAACAGUGAGUCGCGGCGCGAUUCCGUCACCAGUCCCGAAGACGACCCUGACGACAAGGACGGGAACAAGAAGAGUCCAUGGCAACGGCACGAGGAGAGGCCGCUCAUGGUGUUCCACCCCAAGAAAUAAAACCUCGCCAUGGAGACAAAAGGUCAAUCUGGGGUCACACAGGGUCACUUUUGGCAUUUAAUCUUCUCUCUUGUCGCUGAUGAGACCAAGCCACAAAGAGAAACUGGACUUUUUCUGAAGCCUUGAGGUGAAGUCAACACAAGCACAACUAAUCCACUACUAAUCCAUUACCCAACUAUAAGGUCCAAAAGAAGAAGCUUCAGGAAACGUUCACAGUCAGCCAUCAAGAUUUUGGAAACAUCCCAACCACAUUCCCCCUCUUUCAGGCUAGUCCUACUCUUCCCUUUUUGAUGUUCACAUCCACCACAAUGAAGCACAAAAUGGAAGCUGUUUCUCCUCGCAUCAGGAAAUGCAAACGCAUCUCAAAGGCUACUUUGUUUCACUGGUCCAGCGGUGUUUUAAUCAACGAUGACUAAACAUGGCCAUUAGUGGUGACCCUCACAGACAAGUGGUGUGGAAGCCAGAGGAUCUUGUUGUUCUGGAGAAGACUGGAGAAGAUUUUUCAUUUGUUUUGGGAAGACCCACGUUUGAAAUACAUAAUUGAAAUGCAGUAUAAUAUAUAGCUAUCCCCAAAAAACACUCCUCCUCUAAACAUAUACACAGCAUCCCAUGACAAGAUGUUGACAUUGUUUUGUCUCUGUGUGCCUAAGUGCAUAUUUGUGUUAAUUUGUUGUAGUUGCUUCAUAUCAUUUUGGUACACACCUCAAUCACCAAUAUAGGUGUCUGUAUUUAUUGAGAAUUAUAUUUGAAUGGUAUUUAACAGAAUUCAAUUCUACAGUCUCACAGAAGAGUCUUUGAUUUUGCCAUGUGUUUUGGGCAGAGCUGAGUUGUCUGUGACUCUUUGAGGUUGUCUUAUACUUUUUUGAGGUUGUCACUUUUCCUGUUUGAAAUGUAGCUGGUUGCAGCGUUAGUGUUAUAUGAGUCUGUGAGUCCUGUCAACUUGCAGAUGACGGAUAGAAGUAUGACAGAAAGUGCUCAAAGCUCCUGGGACAAAUCCUGAAGGUGGUUCCAGUGGAGACCCAGAUAGAUCUGUUAAACAGGUCUGGUCCUGUUUUACGCAAGAUCUGUUCCAGAGUAGAGAAGCUAGACAGACUGUGUGAUGCAGGUGGAACUUGCAAUUUUUGUUUUUGAAAGAGGAACACUUCUAGACUAAUGUAGUUUUUAAGAAGAACACUUCUAGACUAAUGUAGUUUUUAAGGGAUUGGAUUGGUACAUAGAAAGAGAGUGUGUCAGUGCCAUUGAGACGUUUUGGCAUGAAGAUGGAUUUUGUGUUCUAUCUCAUUUGAUUAUAUUUUCAAGUUCUGGAAAAAGUAAACAAAUAUAUUGCAAUCACAUGAAACUGAACUGAGAUGCUUAAAAUGCAGAAGAUUCAUAAGGAGCAUCAGCUUUCCCCUGUUGCAUCAAAAUGACUCUCAAGUCUCUCAAGUGUUUUGACAACACAAACGGCAGGCAACACCUUUCAAAAGAUUUUGUACUUUAAUUAAUCUCUCAUAUUCACAGACAACCUUUCUUACGAGUUAAUUAGCUCAGAGCAUUUAUCGCAAACUUCCUUGUCACUGAUUUGUUUGCUUGGAGAUGCACGUCCAUAAUGGACCCUACAGUUUAAAAGAUGAAUGUAUAAACAUGAAACCAAUCCAAACGCCCCCGCCUGGCCACUGCUCUCUCUGGAAGUGCCUUGGUCCCACGCCCAGGCUGGAGGGACUGGCACGGGCAUGGGGGCAGGCGGCCUCCCUGACGAGGCGGGGAGAGGAGGCACGAGGAGAGGACAACCACCUUCUGCACUUAAGACACGCGUUCAACAGAUAGGAUGUGUCGUUGCUGUCGUGGUACAGAGACAGUAGCACGUUGGCUAUGUGUGGCUACUGAGGCAAAGAACGUCUAACGUAUACCGAUACUUUAUAUUAGGCAUAAGCCUGGCUGUGUUGUGUCUGGACAACUGAUCACAGUGUGCCACACUAAUGCAAAUGCAAACAAUCAGUGUAAUGUUCGUCUUUCUAACUGAGCUGAGUGACACUGUACGGUUUAUAUUUACAUCGUGACAAGGGAUAGGCAAACUAAAGUAUGGCCCAACAUUUUAUUUAUUAUUAUUAGACAAAAACCUUGCUAUGAUGUAUCUGGAUCGAUGAGUACAGUGCAACAAGCAUACACAAGUAUUAGUGUAACAUAUUGCUUUGUAACUUGAUUGGUUACCCUGCACGCGAUAAUCUAUUUACUUCAAGGGGUGACAAAGCGGUAUGCAAUUGAAAGAAUGACAAAGCUGUUUUUGCCAUAUUGUAGCUUUUGGUUGGACCUGGUAUUGAUGUAGAUAGCAGAUGACUGUGUGCAUUCAGUGGAGCUGGGCCAGAUGUGGGCCACGUCUGGGCCGGAGGUGGUUCAAAGCUAGCUGCUGUCUGGGGUAUAGAUGUGCUCAGAUGUGCCCUUUGACCUCUGUGUCACAACACUUAGCAAUUGUGUGCAAAGAUUCUAGAGCGGAGCGUAGCGCUUUAGAGUCUUUUAUUGUGAGUCUCAUGAAUCGAAUGGGGCGGAAAAUGCGAACUGGUAGGAACACGCUUUGCUGUUCUGGGAUUCUGUGUAUAUGUAUCAUAGAUUAUAUGUGCAUGAUAUAGGCCACUGUGCAUAGAGUAGCAUUUGAUCAUCAGGCAUCGUUAUGUGGUGGAAACAUUCUUCUGCAUGCUGGUGGAGACCACAAGUCACGUCACAUCAGCACUGAGUUCAGUUGCCCAAGUACUGAAAUGUCCCCAAGUACUGAAAUGUCCCCAAGUACUGAAAUGUCCCCAAGUCAAGAUGCCAAGUUGAAGUGGAGGAGUCCUUCUGAAGCCAUUGAUUUCUUUCCCUUCCUCCCUCACUCUCUGUCACACGUUAAGGGCAACACCUUCAGACAUUUUAAGUCCGACGUUGUGUGCUUCUGAAGACUAAUGUCGAUAUUCAUCACUGCCAAUUUCAGUACUGUGAACUCCAUGUGGAUCCUUUCCAGAUGUUUACUCUGCUCUUCUGGUUGUUUAUUCCUCUGAUUGUUUACUCUCUCCUCUCUUUCUUUCUCUCUCUCUCUCUCACUAUCUGUUUCUUCCUUCCUUCUCUCUGUUGGUGCUCAACCUGCAGGGCUGUGUGAGGUAUAAACACACCCUUUGAUAAUCAUCUUAAAUGCAAUAUGUCACCUAAACGGAUGACUUUGUUGAACUUCACCGUGGAUGCUUUUAUGGGUAACAUUGGGGGGGGGGGGGGGGGGGCAGUAAGAGGGGGGCUGGACUGUACUUCACUUGUAAUCUCGACUGUAGCUGGUAGCGUAAGUAGUCUGAGGAUUUGCUUAAGGAGAUCUGCUGAAUUUCUAACAAUCAUUUCUUACCUGGAAUGGAUGGAGAGCCAGCACUGUGUCUGAGAACAUCUCAGAACCCCAACCUCUUCCUGGAAGGCUUUUCAGCCAGCUCACAUGUUUCCGGUGGAAUGUCAGCUGUGUUGUAGGGGCUAUUGUGUUAGUGUACCUGUUUACACAGACCCGGCUCGGUGUUGCACAGAGUUAAGUUGAAAAAGGAGCUGCACAUAAGUUGGACAUAAAUAACAUACUUAUCGUCCCAGUGAGAACAGAAGGGGCAGAAUAUGACAGAAGGUGCCGUAACAACACAGCUGACGCUCCACUGGAGACAUAUGAGCUGUCUACAGAGCCCUCUGUGACAUAUAGUCCAUUCCCUCAGAGCUACAGGAUGGAGUGCAGAUGAUUGAGGAAGCUCACAGUGUGGUAAUAACUAUGGGCACCUGGGUCUGGCCCAGUAGCCCUGGCCUGGAAUCCAGCCAUGAUUCUGGAAUCCACCCAUGAUUCUGAAAGCUGGAUGAUGCUGUAAUAUCAGCUUUCACUAUGAUUAUGAUGAUGGUCUUGGAUAAACCCCAUUUCCCAACCCAACAAAUCUGCAUCAGUGGCAGGAAGCUGUCAAAAUAAAACGAUUUUGUAAUUCCUAAAACCAGACUGACAAAGUAGAAGGGCAUCCAAUAUUGUUAAAAACAAACAAACACAUAAUCCCAUGUUAUGACCUCAGAGUUAAAACAAUCGUGGUCAUUUUACAUCAAAACCUCUUUUGAUAUUUGAAUCAAAUGAACCAUCAUUACUAGAAAUUAACUAUGUUACAGUCAAACUGCUUCACUACAAUUUGGGCUCUCUCACACACACACACAAACACACACACGAUUUGCACGUCAGUGUGGGUCCGUCUUGUAGCCUUGACCCACCACUGCACGCUCCAUCCCACAAAGGUGGUACAAUGCCACCCAUUGAAUUUCUAAAGCACUCUACACUGUGUUUUGCUAUAGCUGAAUUGAGCUAUAAUAAUGAGUAUAAUGAAUAUGCUUCUAUCACAUUUAUUAGUCUGGGGCAAAGUGAGCAGAAAAAAACACUUACAGACCUCAAAAUGCUCCCCACUGGAAAAUAAACAAAAGACAUUUUAAGGGUUCAUUAUCACAAAGUUCAACAUAGACAGGCAUCUCAUGAACAGGAGUCAUGGAGUGGCUUGGGCUUUACUUCCACCAACUCUGAGAAUGAUUGACAGGCAAUCACUUGAAAUCCCCUGUAUUGUUCUCCCGAUGACUGACAGCUCCUUCACCUUGUCCACACAGUGUACAUUGUUCAACUAUGUGAUGUGGUUGCGGGUGACCUUGUUUCCCAGUAUGUAAGUAGGUUUGGUUGGAUGGCAUUUUCAUACUCUGUUGUUGUGGCUAUUGUUUGCCUAAAAAAUUCAGGACAAAAAAUUAGCCAUUUCACUUGACUGGUUGGCUUAAAGUAAUGGGAUUCUAUUGAAAUUUUAAGUGAGAAGAUAAAAUAAAUAAAUUCAUUGAUAAGCAUUCAGUGAAAACUAUAUAGCCUAAUUGUUUGUAAAAAAAAUAUGAUAUAACUUAUGACAUUUGAUUCUGUACAUUCAUAAAAA